AAGAUUGUUUUUAAAAAAGUUACUUGAGUUGGUGCCCAUUUUAAACCUAACAUAGAUUGAGCAUCUUUAAAAACAACAGGGUGUUCAUUUUUGCAAAAGAUGGCCUGCUUAUCUACACCAUUGGAUCAACAACAACAACAAUCGAAAAAGAUGAUCCGACUGAAGAGCUCCGGACUAAGUAAUUCUAAAGAAAGCUCCUUGAUCGAAUGUGAUGAUGAAUUGUCAAAAUCGGCGUUGUUUGCUUUUCGGGCUAAAGAAGAAGAGAUAACAAAGAAGAAGAUGGAGGUCAAAGAAAGAGUUCAAGCUCAGUUAAGCCGAGUUGAACAAGAAACUAGAAAGCUUGCUGAAAUCCGCAAUGAUCUUGAAGCAUUGGAGGAUCCAAAGUGGAAGGAAGGAUUGAUGGUAAGAAAGAAGGUUGACUUGGUCAAUAAAGAGGUAAAGUCGUUGGGACAAAUCUGCCUUAAGAAGGAAAAAGAGUACAGAGAAGCUAUUGAGGCAUUCAAUGAGAAAAACAAGGAAAAAGCUCAACUAGUUACCAGAUUAAUGGAGCUGGUUGACGAGAGCGAAAUGGUGAGGAUGAAGAAACUUGAAGAGCUAAGCAAAAAAUUUGAGUUAUUUGCGUACAAAUAACUAAUUACACUAGUAGUACUCUAUUACUCGUAUAUUGAUCGAUUUCAUUCAGCUUUUGUGCGUGCGUUGUGAUU
This is a messenger RNA of Erigeron canadensis, 704 nucleotides long. RefSeq lists its product as uncharacterized. The coding region runs from base 100 to 630 and encodes 176 amino acids. The transcript has 4 exons. The record is from RefSeq and is a predicted model, not a curated record. Lineage: Eukaryota; Viridiplantae; Streptophyta; Magnoliopsida; Asterales; Asteraceae.